Messenger RNA from Monosiga brevicollis MX1, 1194 nucleotides. RefSeq lists its product as uncharacterized. The coding region runs from base 1 to 1194 and encodes 397 amino acids. NCBI's taxonomy places the organism in Eukaryota, Choanoflagellata, Craspedida, Salpingoecidae. The record is from RefSeq and is a predicted model, not a curated record. The transcript has 3 exons.
AUGAGAGUGGCGGUUGCAGUGGAACGGCAGCGAUGGAGCGGCAGGGGAAACUUGACCGCGAGUUGGCUUUUGAUCAUGCUUCUGCUCGGAGUUACGGUGCUGGAACAAACAGCCAUUGAAGCGGUGCCCCUGACCCCCAGCAGCAGUACUGGCUCGCGAGUCGUCAACGAGGCAAACCGGGUUGCUACCACCGCUUGCCCCAAUGUCGCCUUUGACGUGAAAACCGAAUUCAGCGACGGUCACCUGCCCAAGGUGCAGAUUCAACUGGCCCAGCCCCCCGCCGUCCACGACCGCAAAAAACCUCAGGCCGAGGAAGACCGCAUCAUCUUUGGCACCAUGAUCACGGGCAAGGAUCGACUCCACGAGUUUCUGGCCGAAAAAUCCGCCUCGGCCUUUGCCGCUCAAGACUUUGCUCGCAAGGUUCUCAUUGUCGUCAACGACUCCCCCGACUACAGCAUCACCCACUACGACAUCCCCUGCGUCGUGGAAAUCUUUGUCGAGCCAAAAAAGUACAGCCUCGGCAAGCUGCGCAACAUUGCCAUCAACGCCGUGCCCGUGGGCACCUUUCUGGUCCAAUGGGAUGAUGACGAUUGGCACGCUCCGUCAUACCUUAGCAUGCAGCUCGCCGACUUGUACAAAAAGGAUGCCGAUGUGAGCAUCGUAUCCAAGCAGACUCGCUUCUUCGUGCUCUUGAAUAGCAGUUACAUCUAUACCCCCUUGCUUGUUAAUGUUGUUGUCGACCCCGGCCCCAGUUCACGGUCCGCGCUUCACCCCCGGUUCCCGCGCGCAGUUGACCGUGGUAUCGAAGGCAGUGUCCUAGCUUUCAAGUCACCCCAAUACGCCCACGUCAAGUAUCCCGACAAGGCCAAAGGGGAAGACUCAACCUACCUUUCAAAUGUACGCAGGGCCGGCCUUCGCGUCACGCCCUGGUCCAACCCCUUCUGGGCCUACUUUCGACUUUACCACGGAGCCAACACCUGGAGCGGCCAGCACUACGGCAUUCAUCACAUCAAAGGCGAGGGGAUUUGGUGUCACAUUUUCCACGGCCCCGACGAUGUUGAGCGUGGCUGCACAGACCCCGUCCUCCUCGACUAUCAUUACACCAUCAGUAAGACUUAUGCUCCCUGGAAAAGCAUCUUCGAUCAAGUCGAUCGUGAGCGACGCCAUGCCGAAAUCUUGAAUAGCACAGGCUAG